Messenger RNA from Dendronephthya gigantea, 1877 nucleotides. RefSeq names its product centrosomal protein of 72 kDa-like. The record is from RefSeq and is a predicted model, not a curated record. NCBI's taxonomy places the organism in Eukaryota, Metazoa, Cnidaria, Anthozoa, Malacalcyonacea, Nephtheidae. Bases 17 to 1849 code for a protein of 610 amino acids. Gene Ontology annotation, molecular function: protein binding. The transcript has 15 exons.
CAAAAAAUGAAACAAAAUGGCGCUAAAAAUUGACGAGGAGUGGAUAAGACAACGGGUGCAUUUGGAACAUGAUAACUUGGAUGAUGUGAAAUCCCUGUCUUUACCUGGGUCAUACCAUGAGAAAAUAUCCCACCUUGGGUCAUCGCUACAUAGCUUCACCAGACUGAAACAUUUGGACCUUUCAAGGAAUGUAGUUUGUAACUUGGAGGGAAUCAGUCAUUUACAAAUGCUGGAAACUUUGAAUUUAUAUUACAAUAACAUCUCCACAUUAAAAGACCUUUAUCAGCUAAGAACACUAACAAAUUUGAAGGAACUUGAUAUCCGUUUAAAUCCAGUGACAAAGAAUGAACCAGACCACAGAUUGUUUCUGAUACACAUGUUACCCAGUCUCAGAAAACUUGAUGACAGAUCUGUAAGAGACAGUGAGAGAAAAGCUGCAUUGAUGCAUUUCAACACAGACCAGGCUUCUGAGUUUAUAAAUGAAAGAUUUCAAGAUGAUUUCACAAACAGCAAUGACAGAUUCCACAUUCCUCCACGUGCAGAACUGGUGAGAAACCUUGGUCCAAGAUCUGCCUUGGACAAUGAUGAUGUGCGCUUGCUUGAUGCAAUCACAAGGAAGAACGCCGGACCCACAUUUAUUUCUGGAUCAAGCAGUAAAUUCCCUGAUGUGGAGGAUUAUCCAAGACAAGAGUUGGCUGAUAUGCACAUCAUGGAUGAAGAAAAAGGUGCUGCAAUUGAGAAAAGCAAGGAAAUUCACCAUAAAAUACCACCAAUCUCUCUUCCAGUUGACUAUAAUGGUAACGUAAUACCACCACCCUACCCUCCUACCCAAAAAUCGCACAAACGCGUCUCCCGUGAUUCCCAAUACGCUCCCCACACCACUCAAGGUAAUUUCACCCCUAACCCGAGAUCUGUGGCUCACCAUCAGACUGAACAUGACAGUGAUAUUCCCAAGAGUUCAUCUGAUUCACAGGAGUCUGGUAACAGCGAAGAUAAUAUUCCUCAGAGAUCAAGACAUUUCAUUCCAGAUCAACAUCCUGGUUUGAAAGACGAGCGUAAUGCAAGGUCUCUUAACACAGAUAGUUCAUCGUCACCCUCUGGUAAUCAUAGAAACAAGUCCAGUCCUUCUUUUGCGGUAAACAAUGAACUGCGAGUGUUACAUAAGCUGGUUGAUCUUGUCGAUAAAUAUUGGAAUGGUUCAAAAUCUCUUCAUAAUCAUACAAAGUUUAAAGAUCUCGCUAUUGCCGUGUUGAAGAACUACCGGCCAACGCUGGAUCAACCUGAACGCGACAUGACAAGCUUGAGGAAACUACGGGAGGAGAUGUUGACAAAAGAGGAGGAAUUGAAGAAACUUUCAGAACAGUUAAAAGAACAGGAAGAAGAGUGUAGCGAAAUUCGUGAACAACUUGGAAAAGAGAAAGAAAAACGACAACUUUUUGAGGAAACUAGCCAGGAACUGACAACUCUACACGAAAGGUUUCAACACAUGCAAGAAGAGAAUCAAUUUCUCAAGACUAAACUGGAGUCUCAAAAAAACACAGAGUACGAACGACAGAAAAAGUCAGAUGAAGCAAUCAUCGACGUGAAAUCUCUUCAUGAUGAAAAUCAUAAGCUGAAACAGCGUUUGAGUCAACAGAAUGAAAAUUUGCAACAACUAAACGAGCUGGCAAGUAUGUUGCAGGAGAGUCACAGAUCUCUCGUUGCGACCAAUGAUCAUUUGCUGUUGGAGUUGUCCCAGGAAAAAGAUCGCCAUCAGGCUGAAGUGAAUCAACUUCACUGGAGUUAUAAACAAUUAAAGAAAUCAAUGGAUUGGUUGCCAAAUGUUGGAAAAACCUCACACAAGACGUAGAUAAGUGGAAAUCAUCAGUUGUGUGUAU